AAGAACCAGUAUGGUUAAGAGUGCACCAUGCCACAUAAGCUAAUUCAUGGAGCUUGGCAAGCACCUUAUCAGUGGUAGCAUGUGAUAAGCAGAGGGCAGAAACCAGCCCUCUAAAGCAAUCAUGUACCGCAAUGAACUGUGCGUGCUGUUCUUUGAUAUUUGCAGAGUGAGAUAUUGGAUAUCAUCCAAUGUAAAGAUGGGCAGAACGACGCAGCCUGGCAGCAACCGCCAUCCAUUUUCCAACCCCCUUAAUGUAGGGCUGGACCGCAAGGGGAUCUUCGGGUACAGUCAGGAAACGACUCUGGAUGUGUCGUCAAGGUCUCCGAUUGAUUAGGUUUAACAUUAAAAGCCCUACGCCGUUCUUUGAUACCAACUUCAUUCCGUAUGUCGCAGGAAUCUGCGCAGAAGCGCGCAGUCUGGCAGCAGGAAGCGCUGUUAUAACAAGCCGUCGGCCUCUAAGCUCCUUCUGUCAGCGCGCACACUUAUCAGCGCUUUAUUCACGGUUGUCAGCAGUGCCCCUGUGUUAUAUCACGUGCUCUGCCGCUAAAACAACGAAAAACUUGAGCGACACGGCUGGAGACAGCGGACUAAUCGAAAGGUCGCCAUCAUGUCCCUCUUGCAGACUGCUCUCCAUUAUACCGGCACUGGACUCCUGCUGCUGCUCGUCCUGCUCCUGGCCGCCUUCGGGUUCUACUGCCUUUACGUCAAAUACAUUCACUUGAAGUUCGACCACAUCCCGGGACCCCCCCGAGACAGUUUUUUACUGGGACAUUUCAUAAAGUUUACGAAGGCAGCAGAUGAUUAUGAAGUCAGCCAUGAACUAUUUCGCCAAUGGGCUGAAGCAUAUGGGCCAGUUGUACGACUGAAUAUACUACACCAGGUGUUUCUGAUUGUGACCAGUCCAGAGGCAGUUAAGGAGCUUCUGAUGUCACCGAAGUAUACAAAGGACCCAUACAGUUACAAGCUUCUGUUUUCUUUAUUCCGACAGAGAUUUUUUGGACUUGGACUUGUGACUGACAUAAACCAUGAUCGCUGGUACCAUCAGCGUAGAAUUAUGGAUCCAGCUUUCAGCCGAACGUAAGUACUGAUUUUUAUGACCUUUAACGU
This is a messenger RNA of Polypterus senegalus (gray bichir), 1107 nucleotides long. Its product is annotated as cholesterol 24-hydroxylase-like. The record is from RefSeq and is a predicted model, not a curated record. Lineage: Eukaryota; Metazoa; Chordata; Cladistia; Polypteriformes; Polypteridae. Gene Ontology annotation, molecular function: heme binding; cholesterol 24-hydroxylase activity; iron ion binding. The transcript is spliced from 5 exons. Gene Ontology annotation, biological process: cholesterol catabolic process. Bases 608 to 1081 code for a protein of 157 amino acids.